Prionailurus viverrinus (fishing cat) is the source of this 3969-nucleotide messenger RNA. RefSeq names its product RWD domain containing 4 (gene RWDD4). Bases 1737 to 2114 code for a protein of 125 amino acids. The record is from RefSeq and is a predicted model, not a curated record. Gene Ontology annotation, molecular function: protein binding. The transcript is spliced from 9 exons. NCBI's taxonomy places the organism in Eukaryota, Metazoa, Chordata, Mammalia, Carnivora, Felidae.
GGCUGCUUCACGCUGCCCGAAGGCCGGGGGCGCGCGUGACUCUCGUCCGCAGUGCGAGGGGUGUGCCUCCCGCAGCCCAGGGCGCGGAAGCGGGAGGACGCCCGGGGCUGGGAGCCGCUGCUCUCGCUUUCUGGCCGUCGCGCACGUCCUCCCGGGAGGCGUCCCGUGACCGGCGCGAUGAGCGCCAACGAGGACCAGGAGAUGGAACUGGAAGCAUUACGUUCUAUUUAUGAAGGAGACGAAAGCUUCCGGGAAUUGAGUCCAGUUUCAUUCCAGUACAGGUGUCACCCCACAGAUUACUUCUUAAUUACAAAACGGAAAAGAUACCUUUACAUUGAAGAGAUUUGGAGACUAUCACCUUAACCAAGUGAUCAAGCUUAGUAUCACCAGUGACGAUUCCAGAAGAUCUUAUGUGCCUCCUUAUGUGAUGCUAUGGGAAUAUACCACAGCACCUGCACAGUAUCCUUACCAAAAUAUUUAAUCGGACUUGGAAUAGAAGAAACAAUCAGUCCUGAUCUGGGAACAUUAUACAAGAAAACUGCCCUCGGUUAUUUUUGUCAUGAAACAUAUUUAAAAGGCAGACAGGGUGGCUGGGUACUGUUCUAAAUUAAAGCAGGAUUUGAAAUUUGGCAGCCAAAUGUAAUCCAUGAUCCUUAAUGGAUUACAGAUUUACGGGUUGAGGAGGUGGUUCAUUAAAGACACUUUAGAUAUGAUUGGGGAACUUUUUAGAUGGAUUACGAAUUAGAUGAUAUUUCUGUAUCAAUGUUGAAUUUCUUGGGUGUGAUAAUGGUAGUGUGGUUAUAAAGGAAAACGUCCUUGUUUUUAGGAUACUCUACCCAAUAAAUAUUUCAGGACGUUUUACCAUGUCUUACUUUCAAAGAGUUCAACAAAAAACAAAGGAAAACAAGCCACCCGCCUGGGGCCAGGGGUUGGUUCUGUAGUGGAAAGGAAGAAAGGGAAAUGGAUGGAAGCAGAGGUAUUUGGUGAAUAAGGUACAUGUCAAGGAGCGCUCGUCAUCUUAUUCUAGUUUCUCUGCGAGAUUAACAUUUUUCCAAGUGAAAAGUAGGGGCGAGCAAAAGAAAUAGAAAAGACAUCUUUAUUCAGGUGAAGGGGGUCAAAAGUUACAGACUUCCAGUUAGAAAAAAGUAAGUAAGGGAAAUGUAACGUUCAGCAUGGUGACUCUAGUUCAUAGUAUCGUAUUAUAUAUUUGAAGGUUGGUAAGAGAGUAGAUCUUGAAAGUUCUCAUCCAGCCUAAGGCAUUCCUAAACCUUAUCUCUUUGCCUUUUUUCUCUGAAUUUUACAUUUCAUUUUCUGGUCUCUUGGAAUUGGGCUAAUGUGUAUCAAUUCACUUGUUCUUGAUGCCUCUUAUGAUGUGGCAAUUAGAAAACUUCAGGCGAAGAUGAAGGGUUUCAGCUUGGUUUAUUAUUUUUGUCCAUUCCCUUCCUGUCCCCCACAGUUGAUGUCUGCCUUCAAAAAAUUUUGAUGAGACAAAAAUAAUGUGAGACAGUCUCGGUACUUGGGAAAAGCUGAAGGGCUGUCUGGAGAGACAGGCCGUGAACAUCAAAAGUCAGACUAUUCAUACGGCCCUCAACUCCUCCGAGUCUUAGCCCGUACUCCUGAACUUUUCAAAAUACUACAUUUCUGACCUGAUCAUAGGUGAAAAUGGCGAUCCCAAAGCCUUCUUAAUAGAGAUUUCCUGGACAGAAACAUAUCCCCAAACACCUCCAAUUAUAUCUAUGAACGCUUUUUUUAACAACACCAUAUCAUCAGCUGUAAAGCAGAGCAUAUUAGCCAAGUUACAGGAAGCAGUGGAAAUUCAUCUCGGGACCGCCAUGACCUACACAUUGUUUGAAUAUGCCAAGGACAAUAAAGAGCAGUUCAUGGAGAAUCACCACCCCAUUAAUUCGACGAUACCCAUAAGCAGUAUCAUCUCCGUUGAAACUCCUAAUACAGCCCCAUCAAGUAAGAAAAAAGACAAAAAAGAACAACUUUCAAAAGCUCAGAAACGUAAGCUGGCAGAUAAAACAGAUCACAAAGGACAGCUUCCCCGAGGAUGGAACUGGGUUGACGUGGUGAAGCAUUUAAGCAAAACUGGCUCUAAAGAUGAUGAAUAGUGCUUGGAAUUGGAGACCAAGGAAGAGCGUCCUUUAAAAAGUAAACUGGGUUCGGGUUCAAAAUCCUUCGUUACUCUUUUCUGGUAUUGAGGUGGCUUUUUAUAAAAACAGAAUUUUUUUUUUUUUGUAUGUUUCUUACGUGAAGAAAUGUUUUAACCUGAAAGUUCGUGAAGAGAUCUGGUUGUAUGAAAUUAUUUUCACAAACUUGCCUUAAUAAAAGGUGAAAUGUUACCGUUUCGUAUACCUUAUAAAGAUGGUUGAGCUUCGUAAAUGGACAAAAUGGGAAAUAAGUAAUCAAGGUGAAUUUAUAUGAUCUUAUUCUAGUGGCUAUGAUGUUUUUUAGAGGAGGCAGCAGCCCCUUGGAAACUCUCAGCCCGGUGGGGCAGAAUGCCGAGUCCACGGUGUUUCUGCAGCAUGGUCCUUACCAGUAGACUUCUCGUCUUCACAGUGUCUUUAUCUCUUCUUUCUCUUAGUUACUGAAGCACAAAUGGCUUUAGGGAAAUUGAAAUACUAGCAUUUGAACGUUACACAUAAUAUUCUUGGUAGUUUCUUCUUAUUUCUCAAGGGUGCACUGCUUCCUUUUAGUAAAUGAGCCUCUGUUUUACGCUUUUCUCUUGGUUUGGGUCCUGAUGUUUGACCGUGAGAGUUCUCAGUGGUGUGUGGAAUAGGAGAAUAUACAAAUAAAUCUGCCAAAUACACUCGAAAGCAUUUGACUAGAAGUGCUGGUUCCCAUUUGAAACGUCUCUCUUUGCUGCAUAUGCCAGGACGGAAGUAAAAAUGCCUUACUAGUUAAUUUUUGUAUUGUCGGAGACGAUGGUUUUAAUAAAUUCCUAUUUAUCUGCGACUGUGUGUUUCUAGUUGUCUGGUAACUGAGGUCUUCGAAGUGGUCUUAAAGCCACAUUUCAAGUCUUGUUUCCCUUCAAGUAUCUACAUGGAAUUCUCGGCCUGAGCAUCUUUAUCAUAAGAGACAUAGAAGUCUUUCAAAUGCUGUAUCAUAGUUCAUGCUUGAUUGUUUUCAAAACCCCGAAUAGGGAAACUAUUAGUAUAGCAUAAGCAGGAAGUUACUGAUGUGUGUGUGUGUGUGUGUGUGUGUGUGUGAUUUCCAGUGACUGCAUUUGCUCCCCGGCUUUAAAACCCUGAGAACUGCUGCUGUAUUGUCUGGAAUGGUAGACUGUCGGUUCCUUAAGUUAUACCCGUGCAGCUUGGGUCUGAGUUUUUAACGAAUAAUUAACUUUUAAAGAUGUGUCUUCAGCAUAAGAGCAGUUUGAGUUGUAUCCCCGGCUUUCCCCGGGUUAAUAUUAGGCUCUGUUCAAUCGUUUGAAUUACAAAGUAAAUACUGUGCAAUCAUGGUGAAGGAGUGUAAUCUGAUUUUCAAAAGCUGAAUCACAUUUCAUAUCUUGAAGUCAUGUAAUGGAAACAGUAAAAUUCGAGACCACUGGCAAGACCACUGGAACAUGCCAUCUUUUGGGGGGCUUGCGUGCGUGGUUUUGGUUGUGUUGAUUUGUUGGCUUCUUUUUAAAGAAACUGAAACAGCUAUAUCCGCCAGUGGGACGAACUGUGUUUUGCUCUGAAGACCGUGACAUCGUUCAGGCUCACAUUGUGGCUCCUAGAUGACAAAGAAUAAUGCUAGUUAAAUGCCAAUGAACUAUUUUUACUCUUUUUAUAUGAACUGUACAAAUUUGGGGGGUGAUGGUGGCAGUGGUGCCUCUAACUACCUUCUGUGAAACACUUGAACUUUCUCAUCUGUAUUGCCAUCAUCUGUUUGACACCCCAGUAUAUUUUCUCAAAGUCUGUUCACCUGAAACUGUAUGGAAUGACAUAAUUGAUAAGCAAUAAAACCUGAACUACACGCUCA